ACUACGUCAUGGCUAACGUUCUCAUCCUGGAGAGGGCCAUAGGAGAGAUACACAUUGAGGACUAUCCAGCACUGACCAGGCUGAUCAUCCACGACCAACAAGCCAGUUGCAACGACAUAUCAGCAAACCCCUGGACGACGGUCCGCAUAGGCUUCCGCACUUGUCAGAACGUCCAGCACAGCAGUGAACCCAAAGACGUAACAAUGACCACGCUCAGAACCGUUGAAUUGACGGCUUUAACCUUCAACACACCUUGGAUAUAUGUUAUCCUUGGAGGGACGGGUGUAGUGAUACUUAUAUUCAUAGGGAUGAUCGUUCUAUUGUUAAAAGAAGGUGCCAGAGGAGACGGAGAAGAGGCCGUGAAGUACUCGUGCGAGCCCCCACACCAUCCCCAGUCAUGCCAGCGCCUCAACCAGCGCCACUCAGACGCUCAACCAGACAGAGGCGCCCACCCAUCAGACUGUUAUAUUGAUUUGUGUUCAAUGCUCUUUUCCAAUGCUCGCAUUGCUUAUCUUUCCCUCUGUCGUUCCCCUCCUUCAAGUUCCACGAGUCUUCGUUUGGCUAUUUCCCUGGCACGUCCAAUCUGA
Molecule: messenger RNA, 587 nt
Organism: Saccostrea cuccullata (small rock oyster)
Lineage: Eukaryota; Metazoa; Mollusca; Bivalvia; Ostreida; Ostreidae
Exons: 5
Coding region: 9-587 (192 amino acids)
Source: RefSeq, a predicted model, not a curated record